Messenger RNA from Chelmon rostratus (copperband butterflyfish), 606 nucleotides. Its product is annotated as guanylyl cyclase-activating protein 2-like. The record is from RefSeq and is a predicted model, not a curated record. The transcript has 4 exons. Gene Ontology annotation, cellular component: photoreceptor inner segment; cone photoreceptor outer segment. Lineage: Eukaryota; Metazoa; Chordata; Actinopteri; Chaetodontiformes; Chaetodontidae. Gene Ontology annotation, biological process: visual perception. The coding region runs from base 1 to 606 and encodes 201 amino acids. Gene Ontology annotation, molecular function: calcium sensitive guanylate cyclase activator activity; calcium ion binding.
AUGGGUCAGAAUCAGCAAAUACAGACAAAUGAAGAAGAACUGGAGUUAACCAGCAUCCAGGACCUCUACAAGUCAUUCAUCAUGGAGUGCCCCAGUGGAUCUUUGUACCUGCAUGAGUUCAAGAGGAUGUUUGGAGUACAGAACGGUACACCUGAAUCACAGUACAUGGACAGCAUCUUCCGAGCAUUUGACAUGAAUCGCGACAACACAAUGGAUUUUAUAGAGUACGUGGCCGCAAUUAAUCUUGUUCUGCGUGGGAAACUCGAAGAUAAGCUGCGGUGGUCUUUCAAGGUGUUUGACAGCGACAGCAACGGCUAUCUAGACAGAGAUGAACUGCAGAAGAUUGUUAUGAUAAUCUACAAGAUCAAGAAAGGUUCAGUGUCUGAUGGAACAGGAACAGAAAACCUCACUGCUCAGCAGGUGUGUGAGCACAUCUUUCAAGUGGUCGAUGUGAACAGUGACGGUCACAUUACGUUGGACGAGUUCGUCCAGGGGGCUCAGAGGAGUGAGUGGCUGCAGAACUUCCUGCGACUGGAUGUCAAUCCCAGCAGAUGGGUCCAGAGGUACCUGUGUGACAGGAAACUCAUGUAUCCCAAAGAUUCCUGA